UACUUCUUCUUUUCCUGCGAUAGGUGAACCGUUCAAUAACAACGGUUUAAAAGAUGAUGUAUCUUUGCGAUGAUAUUGCGUAGAAAAAGUAAUUGACUCGCAUUUUGAUGGGUUUAAAGGUAUAUACUAUUUUUCUGCCCAUUCUUCUAUUUUUUGAAGAUCUCGGUUCAGACUUUGCUCACAGAAAACUGGAUCUUUGUGAUGAUUUAAGAGAAAAACAUCAUCUGCAAACAGUCUCACAACACUUUCUAUGCCAUUAGGUAAAUCAUCCAUAUAUGUUAUAGUAUAAUAUGUAUAGUUAGCUAUACCAAGUAUUAUUACUCAAAUUGCAGAUACAUAUUAUGCAAUAUGCAAGACAACUGCCGGUGAAAAUAGUAUGGCAUCACACCUGGUGUUAGUAUUUGUCAAAAUACUAGUGGUGUUCGAGAUGAAAAUCCAUUAAAUGCUGUUGAUGAUGUAACAACAAAAUACGUAAAUUUUGGAUGGGGUAACAUAUCAACAUCUAGUGCCGCACAAGGUGUUGGUGCGGGAUUUUAUGUUACUCCAUUGAAUGGUGUUUCGGUAUUGAAAGGAAUUUUAUUCGCUACGGCCAGUGAUGCAGAAGAACGUGCUCCUCUGACGUGUACGAUUGAAGGUAGUAAUUAUACAACAGCAUUACUCACUAAUGGAUAUACAUGGACUCUUUUGUAUUCGGGUACAACGGGUAUCCCAUCGGCGACAGUUCCAUCACGAAUGACAUAA
This is a messenger RNA of Didymodactylos carnosus, 741 nucleotides long. The record is from the annotation of a GenBank genome assembly. NCBI's taxonomy places the organism in Eukaryota, Metazoa, Rotifera, Eurotatoria, Philodinida, Philodinidae.